CGAGUUUGCUGUAUCGUCAUCAUGUGGGCGCAAAGAUUGGGCCGUGCCCUUGUCACACGCUCCUCCUGCCGUUGGAUUAGUGCCAGGAUAGUGGACAAUUCCAGCAUUGAGGUGCAGCCAGAGAAGGACUCACGACCUUUGACCUUUCCGGGAGUGUGGUUAAGAGACAAUUGCUUGUGUUCAGACUGUUUCCAUGACACCUCCCGUUCACGCAAGUUGGAUUGGGAUAAGUUUGAUACCAAAGUUCGACCGGUGAGUCUGCGCACCGAGGAUCAAAAGCAGCAGAAGGAACUUGUGGUUCAAUGGAGUGACUCACAUGAGAGCAGGUUCUCCCUCCAGUGGCUGCAAGAGCGCAGCUUUGAGGAGAAACGUCAGAAGAGUUACCUGGAGGAUUUCUAUCGUCCAACCACCAAACACUGGGCUGGAGCAGAGUUCCCUUCGAUUGCUCGACACUUUAGCUACGAGGAGGUAAUGCAAAAGGACUCGAUGCUCUUGGAGUGGCUCCAAACCCUGGCCGUCCAUGGUGUGGCUUUGCUCCGUGGUGCUCCCCUGGACGAGGGUGUGGUGCGUCGCCUAGCAGAACGUGUGGGUUUCAUUCGACGCACCACCUACGGUGAGGAGUUUGUGGUUCAGGCCAAACCUGGUGCCCAGAAUUUUGCUUACCUCUCAUUGCCGCUGCCCCUGCACACGGAUUUGCCCUACUAUGAGUACAAGCCCAGCGUUAAUAUUUUGCAUUGUGUUGUCCAGACGGAGUCAGCCGGUGGGAGUAACCUGCUAGUGGAUGCCUUUCACAUAGCAGACAUCCUGCGUCGUGAUUAUCCUGAGGAUUUUGAGAGACUUAGUAGGGUCCUGGUAGACUGGAAUGACAUUGGCAGCGAAGAUGGACGAGAGUUUCAUAACAUUUGGCGAGCGCCGGUGAUAUGCUUGGAUGCCCAGGGUCGUUACACUCGGGUGAAUCACAGUGUGCCCCAGCGGGAUAGUCACUUCAAUGUGCCCCUAUCUGAGGUCCUUCCCUGGUACGAGUCCUAUGCCCGAUUUGUCCGCUUGGCCCGCAAGGAUGCUCAUGCCUUUAAGACCCAACCCGGGGAUGUGCUGACCUUCAACAAUAUAAGGCUGCUCCAUGGUCGUACAGGGUAUGAUGACUCCGAACGCAACUCGAGGUACAUUGUGGGAGCCUAUCUUGACUGGGACAUCAUCUACUCGCGCCUCAGGGUCCUUAAGAAGGGCAGGGAUGCGAGGCAGUAAAAGUCGCGACAUCCUCUGCCAUAUUUUCCAAGCCAUUUGACGAGAGCUGCUCAUUUGAAUAGUGGCCUGAAUCGGCAGGAUUUCCGGAUUUGAACCGUCACAUAUGCUUCUUCUGCUCCUUUUGCUCCUUCUAAGCCAGCUCCUGGCGGCAGUUAAGGCAGCUCGAGCGCAAAAAUGAAAAGUUGUAAAAAAUCAUGAUGAUCCUGGCGAACGUCACCAAGUUUUUGGGGGACUGUCGCGGCUUAUUUGCAUCGCGGCAUUGCCUGACAAAUCGCUUGUGAAAAUGAUUGACAGCGGGUGGGGGUGUAAAGGGAGGACGCUAUAUACUAUAUAUAUACAAUAUUUCGUGUACAAAUUGGCCCAGGCAUAAAAGUCCUGGCUGGUGCCACUCAAGUCCCUGCCAAAGCCAAAAUAAAAAUGUUCUUUCGAGUUUGCCUUCAGGCAGUACAGGCUAAGGAAAUUUGGGGUUUAUUUUUAUAUAGAAAUCUUAAAACUAUAGAAUUUAGAAAUGAUUAUUUGUGUUAUCCAAUCCAAUUCAAUUCUUUAUAGUUUUUAAAAUAUAUUUACUUGACUUUUUCCU
Molecule: messenger RNA, 1825 nt
Organism: Drosophila serrata
Lineage: Eukaryota; Metazoa; Arthropoda; Insecta; Diptera; Drosophilidae
Product: gamma-butyrobetaine dioxygenase
Biological process (GO): carnitine biosynthetic process
Cellular component (GO): mitochondrion
Molecular function (GO): oxidoreductase activity
Source: RefSeq, a predicted model, not a curated record